Hyalella azteca is the source of this 666-nucleotide messenger RNA. Its product is annotated as putative defense protein 2. NCBI's taxonomy places the organism in Eukaryota, Metazoa, Arthropoda, Malacostraca, Amphipoda, Hyalellidae. The record is from RefSeq and is a predicted model, not a curated record. Gene Ontology annotation, molecular function: oxidoreductase activity, acting on metal ions. The transcript has 5 exons. The coding region runs from base 65 to 577 and encodes 170 amino acids.
GCCGUCACGACCGGAAAACUGAAGCAGGUGUUACGGUACGCUGCCCCAGACCUCAGUUGCGAUCAUGAGUGCUCACGUGUGGAGUGUUGUCCUGGCGGUCCUCAUGCUUAAUGGAAAGUCGCUCUGCUUUCCUUCCGGAGCCCCCAGCAUCACAUGUGGGAUUUACAUGCCCCACCACGGGGCUGCUCCCCAACCCCCCAGCUCUAAUCCCUACGCGGUUGUGGCCUCCAGCAGACGCUACAACAUCGAAGAAAAUGGAGGACAGAUCGAGGUGAACGUGACAAGCUUGUCUGGAAAAGAAGAAUUCAAAGGCUUCGUGGUGGCAGCGUACGAUGAAGACCAGCAGCCUUUUGGAUAUUUUUUGCCGAGUCAUCACGCGCAUCAGAUUCCUCACUGCGACAAACAGAAUAACGCACACAGCAAGAAGCUGGUGACGCUUUUCUGGAGACCUCCGACAGAGGGCGCUCCAACUACUGGCGCCGUUAUAUUCAAGGCAACGGUGGUGCGGAGCUACCAUCAUUUUUGGGUUAACAUCAUCAGUACCAACAGGGCUGACAUCGCUCUCUCUUCUACAUGAUUAUGGCGAAAAAUUCUUGACAACAUCGUAGAUGCGUCAACCAAUAACUGAAGAUUUUCAAACUGUCCUCAUAGGUGUUUUUUCACCGC